CUCGACUGUACACUGUUCAUUUAAUUCUUCUUGCGGAUUCUGUAAAGUAUUUCUAGAGUUUAGAGUAGUUUAUAUACGACAGUAUUGAAGCAUCUACAUUGGAUAACUGGCGUAGACUUUCAGAAAGACGGGUCUCUUGUGUCGAAUAGAAAAAUUUCCUCAAUUUCAAUCUUAUAAAUCAGUAGUGUUGUUUUUUGCGCUGUUAUUAAGUAACUAGUUCAGUGGUAAUUUUAGGAUUAUUUCUUUUUAAAUUUUAUUGUAUAGUGACAGAUCAUCUUGAUGUGAAUACAAUAAACAGUUUAACUUGAUAAACGUACGAAAUCAUUUUCAAGGCAGCUAAUACCAAUAAUUAAAUCAUCAUGUACAAAAAUGGACCACCACCUUCUUACGAUGAGCCCCCACCAUGUGCACCACCCAGCUACUUUCAAAGCGUAGGCGGUGUGCCACCAGCUAGUCCAUUUACACCAGCUCCUACAUAUGCUACAGGACCAACCAUUGUCACAACAAUUGUGCCAUUGGGUCCAGGCCCAACUCACACCAUCUGUCCUCAUUGUCAUGCUGAGAUUGAAACGGCUACAAAAACCGAGCCAGGGAUGAUUGCUUAUAUUUCCGGAGUUAUUAUUGCUCUUCUCGGUUGCUUUCUGGGCUGUUGUUUAAUUCCAUGUUGUAUUGAUGAAUGUAUGGAUGUUCAUCAUACUUGUCCUAACUGCAAAGCUUAUUUGGGACGUCACGGAAGAUAAAAUCAGUUCCUAAUUACUACAGUCGUUGUAGUAAUAAUUAUGAUUGUUGAAAAGAUCUUUUCAGGGCUGUUUACUCUGUUAUCAAUUCAUGCACAAUACAUAGUAAAAACGAACGUGGCAGCUGAUAUUAAUGUUUGAUAAUCAUAUCAAUAACCAUAUUACUUUUUAAAAUUAUUAUUAAGCAUUUUUAAUCAAUUUAAAAAAAUUCUUGUAUGGUUGAUUUUCUUAUAAAGAAAUAAUUUAUGGAAGAUAAUUUAGAUCUGAAUAUGUUUAACAAAUUUUAAAUCUUGACACGAUACUUUCACCUUGACUACAGAAAUUAUUUUUGGAAUACAUUCCGACGCGAAAAUAUAUGCAAUUUUAUGAAAAAUAAUUUUAAUAAAUUUUAUCAAGUCUUAAUUGUAAUCAGGGAACACAAGUGCUAUUUCAGUGCCUUCAAAAUAUAGUACAAUAUUAGUUUAAGCUUCAAUGUUAUUAUAUAAUAAUACAUCAAAGAAUUAAUAAUAAUGAAUAUAUAUUAAAUAUAUUUAUAUUUAAUAAUUAA
Molecule: messenger RNA, 1284 nt
Organism: Chelonus insularis
Lineage: Eukaryota; Metazoa; Arthropoda; Insecta; Hymenoptera; Braconidae
Product: LITAF domain-containing protein
Exons: 4
Coding region: 360-740 (126 amino acids)
Molecular function (GO): zinc ion binding
Source: RefSeq, a predicted model, not a curated record